Varroa destructor (honeybee mite) is the source of this 624-nucleotide messenger RNA. RefSeq names its product ribosomal protein S16 (gene RpS16). The record is from RefSeq and is a predicted model, not a curated record. Gene Ontology annotation, biological process: maturation of SSU-rRNA from tricistronic rRNA transcript (SSU-rRNA, 5.8S rRNA, LSU-rRNA); translation. Gene Ontology annotation, cellular component: ribosome; cytosolic small ribosomal subunit. NCBI's taxonomy places the organism in Eukaryota, Metazoa, Arthropoda, Arachnida, Mesostigmata, Varroidae. Gene Ontology annotation, molecular function: RNA binding; structural constituent of ribosome.
AGGGUAGAGCUGAGCGGUUUCGAACUCACGGCAAAUCUUUCCUUUUGGUGUCGAGGCUUCGUCCCGGACGUGUGUGUGAUUAAAAGAUGUCUACAGCAAAGGAGCCUAGCAAGUCGGUGCAGGUGUUUGGCCGUAAGAAAACAGCCAUCGCCGUUGCGCACUGCAAAGCUGGAAAUGGGGUUCUCCGUGUUAAUGGAAAACCCCUUGACAUGAUCGAGCCCGCGACUCUUCGGUACAAAUUAAUGGAGCCGAUUUUGCUUUUGGGUCGCGAUCGCUUCCAACAGUUAGACAUCCGUGUUCGCGUCAAGGGUGGUGGCGAUGUGUCUCGUCUGUACGCCGUGCGUCAGUGCGUGUCUAAGGCGAUCGUAGCCUUCUAUCAGAAGUACGUCGACGAGGCGACGAAGAAAGAGCUCAAGGACACACUCACCUCGUACGAUAAGACACUUCUAGUUGCUGAUCCCCGUCGUUGUGAGCCGAAGAAAUUCGGCGGUCCCGGAGCCCGCGCUCGCUACCAGAAAUCUUACCGUUAAGUCAUGCCUUAAUCGACGGCGGCGUGAGGGAACGACGACGUGUAACAGUCAAGCUGGCGAAGUUGGCAAUUAAGUCAAUAAAGAACGCCCAGAC